Setaria italica (foxtail millet) is the source of this 1312-nucleotide messenger RNA. Its product is annotated as RING-H2 finger protein ATL8. Bases 363 to 1037 code for a protein of 224 amino acids. The transcript has a single exon. Lineage: Eukaryota; Viridiplantae; Streptophyta; Magnoliopsida; Poales; Poaceae. The record is from RefSeq and is a predicted model, not a curated record.
AUUCCCCAAUGCGCGCGCUCGCUGCGGCGCGGCCGUCGCGUGUCCAUGGCCACCGUUGCCGUGCCGGGGUGAGGUCAAGUUGUGCUGUGGGGCCCGUGGCACCUGCUUUACCUCGGCGCCAUGUCACCAAGACACGAACGCACCGCGAGCUCUGACUCCCCCACCAGUUUCUCUCUUUCUCUUGCAACUUCCAACGGCCCAACUCCCAGCUGAGAAGCCACCCAGAUCACAAAAGCUUUCUCUUCCAUUAAUCACCACUGCCACUGCGCCUGCGCGCGAUAAAACUCCAUCCCUCCCCGUCCCCUGAUCCCCUUCGCCGUGCCGUGCCCUGCCUGCCACCCCGCCUGCGACCGAUCCGGCCAAUGGCUUCGUCGGCGCGGCGCCUCCUGCAGACCAACUCCGGCCAGUACCCCACCCUCCCUGCCGCCGAGGCCGAGCCCACGAGCCCGCUCGCCGUCGACUCCGACGUCGUCGUCAUCCUCGCCGCGCUCCUCUGCGCGCUCAUCUGCGUCGUGGGCCUCGCCGCCGUCGCCCGGUGCGCGCGCUCCCGCCGCGGGGCCGCGUCCUCCGCCGGCGCUCCCGCCGCGGCGGCCAAGGGGCUCAGGAAGAAGGCGCUCAGGGCGCUGCCCAGGCUCGCCUACGAGGACGCCGUGGCGGCGGCGGCCGCGGCGCGCGGGGGGUCCGCGGCCGUGGCCGGGAAGGAGGAGGAGAUCCUGGCGGAGUGCGCGAUCUGCCUGUCGGAGUUCGCGCCCAGGGAGGAGAUCCGCGUGCUGCCGCAGUGCGGCCACGGCUUCCACGUCGCGUGCGUCGACACAUGGCUCGGCGCGCACUCGUCCUGCCCCUCCUGCCGCCGCGUCCUCGUCGUCGACGACCCACCCAAGCGGCCGCCCGACCCCAAGCGCUGCCGCAAGUGCGAGGCGGCCAUGGAGGAUGCCUCAUCGUCGUCCUCCGGUUCCGGCGGUGACACUGACCGUUCUAGCAAGUGCCACGCCGUCAUGGAGCCUGUCUCAUCAUCACGCGCCACCGCCGGUUUCUGACAACUGGUUCGGCAAAUCUUAGCUCGAGAAUCUUUAGCUCCACUGGAAUUCUCUCCUCGUCAUGCACCGCCGAUUUCCGUAAACUGGAUUGAUAAUCUUUACAUCGACUUGAGUUCUUUUAUGCUAAGGAUCUAAACGUUGAUGCUGUCAAAUUUAGGUAGAUCGAUCAUGUAAAUACUUGUUCAGAAACCAGAAACAUGUAAAAAACAUCAUGGGAUGUGAAACUGAGAAGCAAAACAUUAUUUCCAUUCUUCGCAGUAUAAGCAGUUUCUUUU